This is a messenger RNA of Bombina bombina (fire-bellied toad), 954 nucleotides long. RefSeq names its product methionine sulfoxide reductase B1 (gene MSRB1). Gene Ontology annotation, molecular function: peptide-methionine (R)-S-oxide reductase activity. NCBI's taxonomy places the organism in Eukaryota, Metazoa, Chordata, Amphibia, Anura, Bombinatoridae. The record is from RefSeq and is a predicted model, not a curated record. The transcript has 4 exons.
UAGAGAGUCCCAGCUUGUGUGUCAGUCUCCUUGAGGUGGUGGCCGGCGAGGAUCAGUUUUAGUAGUUUUGCGGUUUCUUAUUUCCUACGACAUGUCUUUCUGCUCCUUUUUUGGUGGGGAGGUUUAUAAAGAUCACUUCAAAAACGGAAUCUAUGUAUGUUCUAAGUGUGGAUAUGAGCUAUUUUCCAGCCGUACCAAAUUUGAACAUUCAUCCCCUUGGCCGGCGUUCAGUGAGACCGUUCACGAUGACAGUGUGUCCAAGUACUUAGAAAGGCCCAAUGCGUUUAAGGUCUCAUGUGGAAAGUGCGGAAAUGGACUGGGUCAUGAGUUUAUAAACGAUGGCCCAAAGAAGGGUCAGUCGCGCUUCUGAAUAUUCAGCAGCUCGCUUAAGUUCGUACCCAAAGACAAUGUUGAUGGGGGAGCAAAGCGAAACUAAAAAAACUGCAGAAGGCCUUAUGUCUCGGCAGGCCUGAGCCUUUCCUGAUGCGCCAUCACUGGAUGAAUCACUCGAGAUAAAACCGUUAAGGACGUCUGGGGUGAGGAGCUGUAUGUGAUGGUGUCAGAUGUGGUGCGAAGUCUCUGCUGAGGAGCCUAUAGCUACACCUGUAAUUUAAUCUGAUUCACCUGCAUCAUUUUAUUCAUCACCAUUUUUUGGGGAUUUUAAACCAAAUAAAAAUCAUAUAGGAAAACAAAGCAGAGAAAGGGCGCCUCCUAGUGUAGCCAAUAAAUCACAAAUGGAGGAUGAGAAAAAGAAACAUAUUAACAAUGUUGAAAGGCAGAGAUAAUGCCUAGGAGAGUGUGCUGGGAACUUCAGUGUCCCAGUAAACUGUGCACCGUGCCGUGGCUGCUCCUCCCAAAAUCAGAAAGAUCUGUAGUUUGAAAAUAUGUGGAAAAAGAGGGCGACCCCUAGUGCAAAUCAAUUAUGGAGAUAUACUGAGUAUCUACUUAUGAUAA